This is a messenger RNA of Triticum aestivum (bread wheat), 547 nucleotides long. RefSeq names its product protein FLOWERING proteinUS T-like. The record is from RefSeq and is a predicted model, not a curated record. The transcript has 4 exons. The coding region runs from base 1 to 522 and encodes 173 amino acids. Lineage: Eukaryota; Viridiplantae; Streptophyta; Magnoliopsida; Poales; Poaceae.
AUGUCCUCGAGGGAUCCGCUGAUCGUCGGGAGGAUCGUCGGCGACGUGGUCGACUACUUCGACGCGUCGGCGCGGCUCAGGGUGCUGUACAGCAACCGCGAGAUCACCAAUGGGUCCGAGCUGAGGCCGUCGCAGGUGGCGAACCAGCCGACGGUACAGAUCACAGGGCAACCCGGAUCACUCUACACGCUGGUGAUGGUAGACCCUGAUGUACCUAGCCCAAGCGACCCUUCCCAACGGGAGUACCUCCACUGGUUGGUCACAGACAUACCAGAACGAUGUGACGUGAGCUGUGGAACUGAGGUGGUGCCGUACGAGAGACCGCAGCCGACGGCGGGGAUCCACCGUGUGGCGUUCGUGGUGUUCCGGCAGACGGCGCGGCAGGCGAUCUAUGCACCAGGGUGGCGCUCCAACUUCGUAACCAGGGACAUUGCGGAGUGCUACAGCCUCGGCGCUCCGGUCGCCGCCGCCUACUUCAACUGCCAGAGGGAGGGCAGCUGCGGUGGCCGGAGGUACCGGUGAAGCAGCAAAGCUGGCUCUACGUACG